CCGACGAGCAAUUCAGCUGUGUGGUGAACAAUGGCGACAUCACGACGGACGGUAUGACAUCUCGACAGGCUAGAUGUUCCCGCUACGUUGUCCGGACGCGGCUGCACGUACAUGCGCGUCAUUAGUUCGCGAACGCUGAGAACGGAUCCACGACACGUAGUCCCGGGUGUUCCGCUCUUCUCUCUCUCUUUCUCUCUCCUUCGCCACGUAUCCCUCGCCGUUUGCGAUGGCUGCGGUGAACGCGAACGCGCUGUCCAGUGACAUAAGCCGUAGAAAUCCCCAGGACGAGUACGAGCUCAUUCAGAGGAUAGGAAGCGGGACCUACGGCGAUGUCUACAAAGCUAAACGGCUCUCCAUGAACGACCUCGCGGCGAUUAAGGUUAUCAAGCUGGAGCCAGGCGAUGACUUUGCAAUCAUUCAACAAGAGAUUCUAAUGAUGAAGGACUGCAGACAUCCAAAUAUUAUUGCAUAUUACGGCAGUUAUUUAAGGAGAGAUAAGUUGUGGAUAUGUAUGGAAUAUUGUGGUGGUGGAUCGUUACAGGAUAUAUAUCAUAGUAUGUAAAAUAUUUAUUAUUUAAUCUUUAUUUAAAAUUAGAAGGAGGAAAUAAAGCAGUUUUGAAGU
This is a messenger RNA of Pogonomyrmex barbatus (red harvester ant), 622 nucleotides long. RefSeq names its product MAP4K3-like protein hppy (gene hppy). The record is from RefSeq and is a predicted model, not a curated record. NCBI's taxonomy places the organism in Eukaryota, Metazoa, Arthropoda, Insecta, Hymenoptera, Formicidae. Gene Ontology annotation, molecular function: ATP binding; MAP kinase kinase kinase kinase activity. Gene Ontology annotation, biological process: protein phosphorylation; intracellular signal transduction. Gene Ontology annotation, cellular component: cytoplasm.